Tupaia belangeri chinensis (Chinese tree shrew) is the source of this 1430-nucleotide messenger RNA. RefSeq lists its product as uncharacterized. Lineage: Eukaryota; Metazoa; Chordata; Mammalia; Scandentia; Tupaiidae. The transcript has 3 exons. The record is from RefSeq and is a predicted model, not a curated record. The coding region runs from base 1 to 801 and encodes 266 amino acids.
AUGUUUAAUCAGAAUAAGAAGUCGUUUCUGUACCUGUGGGUGGGGGCGGGGAGGCAGCGUUUCCGAGAGACCUUGGGAAAGCAGCUUCUCCGCCCCGACGCUGAAACAGAAAAGUCCAACACUCGCCUCGCUAACUUACAGGGCCCAGCCGCGUUCCCGUCGUCGGCCGCCAACGUCGCGGAAGCCCUCCGGCCGCUCGCUCUGCUCCACGACGCCGGGCUGCUCCCCGCGCGGCCCCGCGGCCGAACGUCGUCCAGGCCCCGCCCACGUGACGGCCACGGCGACAGCGACCUCCGGGAAGACGCCCGCGGAACGCUGGGACUGGUAGUCCCCGUGCCGCGCCCGGCCCUACUCCGCCCUCAACCUCGGCGGCCAGGGGUCAGCCAGCGCCGGGGGAGCCACGCCCGGGACCUCGGCUCGCCGCGGACGAGAACGCAGGCCCCUCUGCGAGGACGUCUGACGACGCGGACGUCACGGGCUGGAAGAACCGGGGGACCAACACGGCGACAGGCGCGACCGAAUGGGAUUCUAAGUCAAAUGCAGUGUUACGGGUCGUGCGGAGUGAAAGUAAAAAUGGAUCACAACUUGAAAUCAGUACCCCCUUUGAUCAACGCAGCUUGUUCAAUGCUCGCGGAGCAUAACGCAGCACUGAGAGCUUCGCAACAGCGCUACGCGAAUAGAACUUGCACAAGAAAGAACUGGAAUUCGGUUGUAUUGCUACGGAUACAUUUCGCAGACGGAGAGCCCCCCGUCCAGUGUGACUGUGGAUACGACUGUGUACACGCUCAACAGGUGAUUUAAAACUUAAAACCAGGCAACCACCUUCAUUCGGAACUUGGAACUAAGAAUGUGCGUCAUGAAAAAGUGACACUUGCAAAGGUAUUUUACUGAUCAUCACUCCUGCUAGGGACACUUGGAAAAGGCAUGACCAAGGUAGCGGUUGAGUUACAAAUAAAUAAAUAAAUAAAUAAUAAAAUAAAGGUUCCAGGAAAACUGCGCAGCACCCUGGAGGCGAGGACUGAAACACCCGGUCUUGUCCAACCCGGGUUUCGCAUGUCCUUUCCAGGAGACGACAGGGCGGGCGUCUCCCGCGGGCGGGCAACGCCUGCGGCUGGACUUGGGACUGGAGCGCUGCCCUGCCAACCUCCCGUCGCCCCCACCUCUCCCUCCUCCAAGGCCCAGGACAACGACGUCCUCCUCCCCCUUCUCCUCUUUGGUGCCGCGAGCCAGGAGGCGGGAGUGACCCACAGCAGCUGACCCAGCCCAGGCACUGCCUCUUCCACAGCCCUCGGGACACAUCAUGGGCCCAGAUGCAGGUUUGCGGCACAGCAGCGACGACGCAGGCGGCGGCCCCGGCGACUCUCAACUGCCUCCCUAACCACCGAGACCACCGCCCAACACCGCCGAGAAGCCAUCGCCAUCACCGGCCG